Aspergillus nomiae NRRL 13137 is the source of this 721-nucleotide messenger RNA. Its product is annotated as vacuolar protein sorting family 37 protein. NCBI's taxonomy places the organism in Eukaryota, Fungi, Ascomycota, Eurotiomycetes, Eurotiales, Aspergillaceae. The record is from RefSeq and is a predicted model, not a curated record. The transcript has 2 exons. The annotation marks the transcript as partial. Gene Ontology annotation, biological process: ubiquitin-dependent protein catabolic process via the multivesicular body sorting pathway; protein targeting to vacuole; protein targeting to membrane. Gene Ontology annotation, cellular component: ESCRT I complex.
AUGAACCCAACGCUGAACGCCGAUACGCCUCCACCCCCGCCUCCCAAGCCCACCAGCCACGAGGCGAGUCGCCGGGGCACACCGCAGCUGCACGCCUCGCAGCCAGGCACGCCGCAGUCCCAACGAUACCGAGCAGACGCGAGCAUGCAUGCGGCCACAAAUAUCAACCCGGGGACGUCUCUACCUCGCCCGCCGACCGUCGACGAGGGCUGGAUACCGGAGAUCGUGAAGGAGAAAUCGUACGCUUCCCUGUUUCUUUGUUUCGACCCAACCGUGGACCUCCAGACGAUUCUCAAAGACCCGAGUCUCAUCUCCGCGCUGGCGAGUCGCCACCCAUCCCACGCGGCGCACCAGGAGUACCUCCAGGCGCUGCUGAAGUAUAACAAGGAUCUGGCGGCCCAUGUGCUCGAGCUACAGGGCCGGGUGAUGGACCUGCGCGGGUCGACUGAGACACUGCUGCUAACGCACCAGUCGCUGGAGGUGUCGUGGCGGAAGAAACAGUCGGAGAUGGACGCGGCGCUGGCGCCGUGGUCGCCCAAGGCGCUGUACCAGCGGCUGGCGGCGUCGAUCGCCGAGCAGGAGGCGGUGUGCCAUGCCGUGGAGGAGAGCUUCCUGGAGGGAGAGCAUCACGGCCGGGCGACGGAGAAGGAGGUUGCGGAUUGGAUUCGCCGGGUGCGGGCGGAGGGGGCCAAGCUGGAGGCCAGACGGGAGGCCAAGGCGC